AUGUCAUUAGCCCAUGGUGAAUCCACAGAUGUUGAAGUUGGAGGUGCAAAAAAAGCAAACAGCGAUUUCGAAGAUGGCGAGAUUCAAAAAAUGAGAGAAAUGAUCCAAAAAAUGGAAGAAGAAAUGAGAGAGUGUGAAACCCUCAAAGAAAAGUUCGUUACAAAUACCACUUCAAACGCUACAUCGGCAACAUCUGAAGUCGACGGACGAUCCAUAUGGGUCGGCAAUGUAGACUAUGGAUCUACAUUAAAGGAUUUGAAAGAACAUUUUGAACAAUGCGGUGCCAUCAUAAGAACGAAAAUUUUACGUGACAAAUUUAGCGGCAAGCCUAAGGGGUUUGCAUACAUCGAGUUUUCGGACGUUGUGUCCAUUGACUUAGCUCUAAAACUAAAUGACUCACUAUUUCGCGGAAGACAAAUUAAAGUCACCGCAAAGAGAACCAACAUGCAUGGCCUAUCAACCACAGACAGAAAACCAAGAGGAAGAGGUAAAAGGUCAAGGGGUGGUCCAAUGGCAGGGAGAGGUCGCUAUUUAGCUACUGCACAUCACAUUCCAACACAUGUGCAAAGGUUUGAAUCAUACGCGGAACAACAGCCACAGUACCAAGUAUGA
This is a messenger RNA of Helobdella robusta, 612 nucleotides long. RefSeq lists its product as hypothetical. Gene Ontology annotation, molecular function: RNA binding. NCBI's taxonomy places the organism in Eukaryota, Metazoa, Annelida, Clitellata, Rhynchobdellida, Glossiphoniidae. Bases 1 to 612 code for a protein of 203 amino acids. The record is from RefSeq and is a predicted model, not a curated record. The transcript has a single exon.